GGCGGCCAUCUGUGCAGGGCUUGUCCCCGUGCAGCGCUCAGGUUACAGCUCCUCCAGCCUUUAGCAGCCGGUUCUCUAACGAGCUCUCUUCACGCUGCCAGCAUGAAGCUACCGGCCAUUCUCGCCGCUUUCGCAUGGAUAGCCGUCACCGUCGAGGCCACCGUGCACUUCAAGGAGCAGUUCCUGGACGCAGAUGGAUGGCAGAGCCGGUGGGCCGAGUCCAAGCACAAGUCGGACUACGGUCAGUGGAAACUGACCGCUGGGAAGUUCUAUGGGGACGCCGAGGCUGAUAAAGGUCUCCAGACCAGCCAGGACGCCCACUUUUAUGCCCUGUCGGCUCGCUUCGAGCCCUUUAGCAACGAGGGAAAGCCCUUGGUCAUCCAGUUCACCAUCAAGCACGAGCAGAAGAUCGACUGUGGAGGUGGCUACGUCAAAAUCUUCCCCUCUGACCUCGACCAGAGCAACAUGCAUGGGGACUCUCAGUAUUACAUCAUGUUCGGGCCUGACAUCUGUGGAUACAGCACAAAGAAGGUUCACGUGAUCUUCAACUACAAGGGCCAGAACCACCUCGUCAAGAAAGACAUCAAAUGCAAGGAUGACGAGCUGACCCACAUGUACACACUGAUCCUGAAUCCGGACCAGACAUACGAGGUGAGGAUCAACAACGAGAAGGUGGAGUCUGGCUCUCUGGAGGACGACUGGGACAUGCUGCCCGCCAAGAAGAUCAAGGACCCAGAUUCCAAGAAACCCAGCGACUGGGACGACAGGGCCAAGAUCGACGACCCCAAUGACACCAAGUCUGAGGAAUGGGACAAGCCAGAGACCAUCCCUGACCCUGAUGCCACGAAGCCUGAUGACUGGGAUGUGGACAUGGACGGGGAGUGGGAACCUCCCGUGAUCACCAACCCAGAGUACAAGGGGGAGUGGAAACCCAAUCAGAUUGACAACCCCGACUACAAAGGAGCCUGGGUCCACCCUGAGAUUGAUAACCCAGAGUACACUCAGGACGCCGCGAUGUACAAAUUCGAUAACAUUGGAGUACUGGGCCUGGAUCUGUGGCAGGUUAAAUCUGGCACCAUCUUUGACAACUUACUGAUCACUGACAAUGUCAAAGAGGCAGAAGAGUUUGGGAAGGAAACCUGGGGAGCUACUAUGGGACCAGAGAAGAAGAUGAAGGAGGAGCAGGAGGACAUGGAGAGGAAACUGAGGGAGGAGGAGGAAGACAAGAGCAAGAAGACGGACACUGAUGGUGAUGCUGAGGACGAGGAGGAGGAAGAUGACGAGGAGGAGGAGGAGGAGGAGGAAGAAGAAGAAGAAGAAGAGGAAGAGGGCGAGCACAAUGAGGAGACAGACGAGGACGCCAGGACAGAAGGGGAGGACAGCGAUGCCAAAAAGAGGGACGAGUUGUAAAAGAGGAUACCGGUUGGUGGACUGUUCCCUUCUAAACCGACAGAAAAUCAGCAAAAGCCCUAUGGACUGGCCUUUAAUACAGCAGCCUUUUAUUCAGGUGUAGGGGCGAGGGGGUGGUGGAAGGUGGUCAGGUCAGAUUUAAAUUUUUUUUUUUUUUUUAGGAUUCCCUUGUUUUUUAGCUUUCAAAUUAGAGAAGGGUAUUCGUGUUAAUUUCCCUUUUUUAUUUGUCUGUCUGCUUUGGUCGAAUGUUCGAAUUGUGUGCGUUUGUUGCGAUUCCUGGUUCAUGCACUUUUUAUUCCUCCUGUGUGAUUUAGUACCAUUUUUUUAUUUUUAUUGACCCCUUCAUAAUUUAUUCAAUCAUUACAUUGAUUCCCUGAAAACAAGUCAUUUUCUAAAGCUCUGGCUCUGAUUUGGGGCAUAUGUCCUUCCUGCAACUCUGUGUGUGACUCUGUGUGACUGCAUUAAACAAACUGAUUCUUACUAUCGCCAUUUUCUUGUUCUGAAUGAGUGACUGUGGGCUCACACUGCUCAGUUUCAGUGAAUAAAAUUGAAGCUGCUCUACAAGGUGAA
Molecule: messenger RNA, 1980 nt
Organism: Cyclopterus lumpus (lumpfish)
Lineage: Eukaryota; Metazoa; Chordata; Actinopteri; Perciformes; Cyclopteridae
Product: calreticulin-like
Exons: 9
Coding region: 103-1410 (435 amino acids)
Biological process (GO): protein folding
Cellular component (GO): endoplasmic reticulum membrane; endoplasmic reticulum
Molecular function (GO): calcium ion binding
Source: RefSeq, a predicted model, not a curated record